AUGACAUUUCAGGCCUUGGAUAGUAUAAUUGGAAACAGCGCAUAUCAACAUGUUAUAACGAAUCAGUGGAGUCAGCAGGCUGUGGAAACAAUUACCACCAAUCUUGUGAAACUCAACAAACCCUACAAAUUCAUUGUGACAUGUGUUAUUAUGCAAACGAAUACUGGUGCUGGACUAAGCGUUUCGAGUACCUGCUACUGGGAUAAAUCCACGGACUGUAAGUUAUGA
Molecule: messenger RNA, 228 nt
Organism: Gongylonema pulchrum
Lineage: Eukaryota; Metazoa; Nematoda; Chromadorea; Rhabditida; Gongylonematidae
Source: the annotation of a GenBank genome assembly